Molecule: messenger RNA, 268 nt
Organism: Racocetra fulgida
Lineage: Eukaryota; Fungi; Glomeromycota; Glomeromycetes; Diversisporales; Gigasporaceae
Source: the annotation of a GenBank genome assembly
GCACCACCUUAGUGGUUUACGUAAUAGAACGGAAGUUUGAUCCAUUAUUUCAUAUGAAAGAACUAGUAAAAAUUGCCCUACCAGUCCACAAACCUAAUGAAAAUGAAUUCAUUACAUUUAUAGAAAAAUUAAUUACGGUUAGCGAAUUAUUAAAACAAAGUUUAGAUGAUUUAUCAAUUAUUGAAGAUUUACUUUGUGAUAAAGAUGAAUAUAAUAGUAGUGGUGAUGAUUCAGAUUUAACUCUAUUAUUUACUGAAACAAUGAUGAA